Molecule: messenger RNA, 3356 nt
Organism: Oldenlandia corymbosa var. corymbosa
Lineage: Eukaryota; Viridiplantae; Streptophyta; Magnoliopsida; Gentianales; Rubiaceae
Source: the annotation of a GenBank genome assembly
GCCAGGGUUGCGCAUUGCGCGACUAGACAUCACUAGUUAUAUAUAGGAAUAAAAAAAAAGGUACAAUAUUUAUUUUUCUCAUAAUUAAAAAUCCAAAAAUAUUACUUUACUUUCCUCAUAGUUUCGUUUAUCAAAUUAAGAAAGGAAAAAUUGUUUGAAAAUAGUCUCCACAUUUGCACAAUAAAAACCUCCCUCAUCAAACCCCUCAACUUUUCAUAUAAUUUCAAUCAUGUCCUUAGACGGCUCCUCCUCACUCAACGACUCACAGUUGCCGUCGACGCCAUCGUUUAACACCAACCGCGACUGGUUCUUCCCCUCCCAAUCUUUCGUUCCCUCCUCAAAACACUUCCCCAGAGCUCCCAUCCGCCGCUUCUCCUCUCCUUACCCCAAACGGAAAUCUCCGACGUCGCCGUUUCAAUCAUUCCAGAGCUCCCCUCCGCCUCCCUCCUCCUCCACCUCCGAUCAAAAUAUUCCCCCUAAUACUAUCAACAAUCAUGCCACUACUACCGCUCAUCAGCAAUAUCCCGCCGUACGACGCCGCUCCGCCUACUUCAGCUACCACAAUCAAUUGGGAAAUGAAGCGUCGACGAGCCGGAACGACGACGGUGUCUCCGCCGGUUCGUACAACGACAGUGCCGGCAGCGAUAUCGCCUCAGAGAGCAGCAAGAAUAAAACAAAACCGGUGCCGGCAGGGAAGACGGUGUUCGCCGGCGGUCUGCUCAGCUUCCCUUCUUCUUUGACCAUCCGUUGGCAGAUGGCAUUUACCAUGGCAGUUUUGGUGACCUUAUUUUCCUUGGUGCACAGAAAUUUUUCCUUACAUAAUGAGGUUCUUGAGUUACAGGACCAAGUUUCCAAGCUCAAUAACCAAUUACGGAUUUGUAGUUUGCUGGAUCCCAUAGAUGUUAUUGAUUCUACGCCUCAAGACAUUGAUAAUAUUACUAUUAGAAGCUUGAAAAGGACUGCUCUUGUAGCAUCACUGACAUUGUUAUCAAUUCCAUUUAUUUUUCUCAAGUAUGUCGAUUAUCUUUCAAAUUCAAGAAAAUCGUCAGACAGUGUUACAGAAGAAGUAUCUUUAAAUAAGCAGUUAGAAUACAAGGUGGAUUUCUUUUUGUCUGUCCAUCCUUAUGCUAAGCCGCUCGCCUUAUUAGUUGCAACGCUAUUACUGAUUUGUCUUGGGGGAGUAGCGCUUUUCGGGGUUACAGAUGAUAGCUUAGCAGACUGCCUAUGGCUAUCUUGGACUUAUGUGGCAGACUCUGGCAACCAUGCUAAUUCUGAAGGCCUUGGCCCUAGGUUAGUGUCGGUCUCCAUCAGCUUUGGUGGGAUGCUCAUAUUUGCCAUGAUGCUUGGACUGGUUUCAGAUGCAAUUUCUGAGAAGUUUGAUUCUCUGAGAAAAGGAAGAAGUGAAGUGGUCGAGCAAAACCACACUCUUAUCCUUGGUUGGAGUGACAAAUUGGGUUCUUUGCUGAAUCAACUUGCCAUAGCAAAUGAGAGUCUCGGUGGAGGAAUGGUUGUUGUAAUGGCUGAAAGAGACAAAGAAGAGAUGGAACUUGACAUUGCUAAAAUGGAAUUUGAUUUUAGAGGAACAUCUGUUAUAUGCAGAAGCGGGAGCCCUUUAAUUCUAGCUGACUUAAAAAAGGUAUCUGUCUCGAAGGCUCGUGCAAUAAUUGUCCUUGCAGAAGAUGGAAAUGCUGACCAGAGUGAUGCUCGUGCACUGAGGACUGUCUUAAGCUUAACAGGAGUCAAAGAAGGACUGAGGGGACACAUAGUUGUCGAACUGAGUGAUCUUGACAAUGAAGUCCUUGUUAAACUUGUUGGUGGGGAUCUUGUUGAAACUGUUGUGGCACAUGAUGUAAUUGGUCGGUUGAUGAUUCAAUGUGCUCGCCAGCCAGGCCUUGCUCAGAUAUGGGAAGACAUCCUUGGCUUUGAAAAUUGUGAGUUCUAUAUUAAAAGAUGGCCCCAGUUGGAUGGAAUGCCAUUUGAGGAUGUACUGAUUAGCUUUCCUGAUGCAAUCCCCUGUGGAGUGAAAUCAGCAUCAUAUGGGGGAAAAAUUAUUUUGAAUCCAGAUGACUCUUAUGUGCUACAAGAAGGAGAUGAAGUACUGGUGAUUGCCGAGGAUGAUGAUACAUAUGCUCCCGCAGAGUUACCCACGGUUCAAAAAGGAUACCUCCCUAAGGAAUCUGAUAUUCCAAAACAUGCUGAGCGGAUACUGUUUUGUGGUUGGCGGCGGGAUAUGGAAGAUAUGAUUAUGGUUUUGGAUGCCUUUUUAGCACCUGAAUCAGAGUUGUGGAUGUUCAAUGAAGUUCCAGAGACGGAGAGAGAGAAGAAGCUCAUAGAUGGUGGCCUUGACAUUAACAGGUUGGUCAACAUAGAGCUGGUGAACCGUGAAGGAAAUGCUGUUAUACGACGACACCUUGAAAGUCUUCCAUUAGAGUCAUUUGAUUCUAUCUUAAUUCUAGCUGAUGAAUCGGUAGAAGAUUCAGCAAUCCAGGCUGAUUCGAGAUCUCUUGCCACAUUACUUCUCAUUCGUGAUAUCCAGGCAAAACGGCUUCCUUAUAGGGAUGCUAUGAUUUCUCGAGAUCAUAGGAGUAGCUUCUCCCAAGGUUCCUGGAUGGGGGAAAUGCAACAGGCUUCAGAUAAAUCUGUCAUAAUUAGUGAAAUCCUUGACCCUAGAACUAAAAACUUGUUAUCCAUGUCAAAAAUUAGCGACUAUGUGUUAUCAAAUGAGCUUGUCAGCAUGGCACUGGCAAUGGUUGCAGAGGAUCGGCAAAUCAACAAUGUACUGGAAGAGCUGUUUGCAGAAGAGGGGAAUGAGAUGCAGAUAAGAGCAGCAGAGUUGUAUAUCCAAGAAGGUGAAGAAUUAAGUUUCUAUGAAAUACUCCUCCGAGCACGUCAUAGAAGAGAAAUAGUGAUUGGAUACCGUGUAGCGAAUACAGAAAGAGCUAUCAUCAACCCCCCAGUGAAACAUGAAAGGCGAAAAUGGUCCACAGGUGAUGUUCUUGUAGUAAUAGCUGAGAAAGAAUGAGAAAAGUCACCUAACAGGUUUGUGCUAGAAGAUCUUCCCUAAAACACAAUGGAUUUUAUAUAUUUGAAGUCUGAGAGACUCUAGAGAGGCAGUAGAAGAGUUCACUUAACAGGACACAUACCUUUAAUUGAUCACAAGGCCAUGUCGGUUUUUCAGCAAAAAGUGAGCUUUUAGUGCAACAUCAAAAUAGGACUGCCUUUUUUUUUUUUUUUAAAUUUUAUUUGUACAUGUAUAUAGGGUGAAAGUGGAGCUCAAGUGAUGUGGACAAUAGCAAAGACAUGUUUCAUGUGGUUAAAGAAUUGUCAUUAUACUAUUAUCCAAUUGUAAUUUUUAC